AUGGUGAAGGUUAGAGUCAACAGAUUAGGCCAUAUUAGGCACCUGGUGACCAAGGCUGCAUUCACUUCAGGUGGAGUAGACAUCAUGGGCAUCAAUGACCCCUUCAUUGACCUCAACUACAUGGUUUAUGUGUUUCAUUAUGAUUCCACCCAUGGCAAGUUCAAGGGCACUGUCAAGGCUGCAAAUGGAAAGCUGAUGGUCAAUGGAAAAAACAUUACCAUCUUCCAGGAACAGGAUCUCCCCAGUAUUAAAUGGGGGGAUACUGGAGCUGAGUAUGUUAUAGAGUCCACUGGAGUCUUUACCACCAUGGAAAAGGCUGGGGCUCACUUGAAGUGUGGAGCCAAGAGGUUCAUCAUCCCUGCUCCUUCUGCUGAUGCCCCAAUGUUUGUGAUGGGAGUGUACCAUGAGAAAUAUGAUAAUUCUCUUAAGCUUGUCAGUAAUGUUUCCUGCAUCACCAACUGCUUGGCCUCCUUGGACAAGGUCAUUUAUGACAACCACGACAUUGUGGAAGGACUCAUGACUACAGUCCAUGCCAUUAGUGCUACUGAGAAGACAGUAGAUGGACCCUCUGGUAAGCUGUGGUGUGAUAGGCUUGCUGAUGCUCAAAACAUCAUCCCUGCUUCCACUGGUGCUGCUAAGGCUACAGGCAAGGUCAUACAUGAGCUGACUAGGAAGUUCACAGACAUGGCCUUCCUUGUUCCUACUCUCAAUGUAUCAGUUGUGGAUCUGACCUGCUGCCUGGAGAAACCUGCCAAAUAUGAUGAUAUCAGGAAAGUGGUGAAGCGAGCAUCAGAGAGACCUUUGAAGGACAUCUUGGGGUACACAGAGAACCAGGUUGUAUCCUAUGAUUUUAAUGGCAACACCCACUCUUCUACCUUUGAUGCUGGUGCUGUUAUUCUCCUCAACAACCAUUCUAUCAAGCUCAUUUCCUGGUAUGACAAUGAGUGUGAAUAUAACAAUUGUGUAGUAGACCUCAUAGUCUACAUGGCCUCCAAAGAGUGGAAAAAUGGAAAGCCAUGGACCUUCAUCCCUAAUCAAAAAAAUGGAAAUCCAUCCCUGUGGAGCCUAUAUUCCUAA
This is a messenger RNA of Vombatus ursinus (common wombat), 1077 nucleotides long. Its product is annotated as glyceraldehyde-3-phosphate dehydrogenase-like. The record is from RefSeq and is a predicted model, not a curated record. Gene Ontology annotation, molecular function: oxidoreductase activity, acting on the aldehyde or oxo group of donors, NAD or NADP as acceptor; NAD binding. NCBI's taxonomy places the organism in Eukaryota, Metazoa, Chordata, Mammalia, Diprotodontia, Vombatidae.